Penicillium brasilianum is the source of this 926-nucleotide messenger RNA. The record is from the annotation of a GenBank genome assembly. NCBI's taxonomy places the organism in Eukaryota, Fungi, Ascomycota, Eurotiomycetes, Eurotiales, Aspergillaceae.
CAAACAUCGAGCUACCACAUUUCUUUAUCAUGUCCGAAGCCAUUAAAACCGUCAGCAUCCCAACCAUUGCUUGGGAGACUGCCGCUGAUAUUCACUUCCCCCCAAAAUUCGACAAAAACAAAAAAUACCCUGCCGUCGUGUCGGCUCACCCAAUUGGCUCUUGCAAGGAGCAGACAUCUGGCAACGUCUAUGGAAAAGCAAUAGCAGAGGCAGGCUUCGUAGUUAUCGUUUUCGAUGGCUCUUUCCAAGGCGCCUCGGGAGGUCAGCCUCGCUUCAUUGAGGACCCCGAAUUCCGUGUCUCCGACUUUCGGUUUGUCGUCGACUAUGUCCAGACACUCACCUAUGUCGAACCCGAGCGUAUUGGGGUGCUCGGCAUCUGCGGCGGCGGUGGCUAUGCCAUCGACGCGGCUAUGACGGAAUACCGCUUUAAGUGUUGCCCUUUGGCUUUCGACCCUGCUACGUCUCUCGAGAAUAUUGCUAAGCAGCGCACUCUUGAGGCGCAGGGUGGAGACCGCCUUGUGAUCAAUCUCCUUCCACCCACUCUCGAAGACGCGAAAAAAUCCACUACGAAUAUCGACGUUAUUGAGGCAACGGAGUACUACAAGACUAGCCGCGGCCAGGCGCCUAACGGUUGCACGAGCGGUCUUUAUUCCUUCAACAGCGCUGCUCUCGCGUGGGAUGCUUUCAAUCAUGCCGAGGUCCUUAUGACCAAGCCGCUUCUGGCUGUGGUCGGUGACAAACCAGGCGGCUUCGGCGCUUAUCGUGAUACUCAGGAGAUUCAUGGACGCGCAGGUUCCAAAGAGAAGCGUAUCGUCGUUCUACCCGGAAUAUCGCACUAUAUGCUGUACGACAAGCCCGAGGCGGUCAAUCCGGCGCUCGAUGAGGUUCUCCCCUUCUUCAAGAAACAUCUGGGAGAGGCCAGGUGA